AUGACAGUAUCUACAACAUCAGCACAGCGUCGUAAUAAUACUCAUCAACUUCAACACCGCCAUCAAUUAAAUCACCAAUUACAACGUCGCAAUAAUCAUCAAUUACACCAUCCGAAUGGCCAUCAUCACCUUCAUAUUCAUAAUCAAAAAUUAAGCGAUACCGGAAUUCCUGUAUCCUUCAUUCUACAAGAACUUUAUCAUCUUUCGCCAAUUUUCUAUAACAACAAAUCAAAAUGUGCCAUUCAACUUCACAUCACUGGUCUUCCAAAAAUUUUUCACAUUCAUAAAGAAUAUCUUAUUUUUCAAUCAAUAUGUUUUCGUAAAAUUUUUGAAACAUUAUCUGGUGAUAUAAUUCAUCUUCAUGUUCCAAGCCCUGAAACAUUUGAAUGGUUAUUAGAAUACUUAUAUACAGGAAAUUCUGAUAAAUUAUAUGAUAGAUUAAGAUUAGAAAACUAUAAUAAAGUUUGGAAGAACGUUGAAUUUCUUGGCUUGGGAUCUGAUGUUAGAGCUAUUAUUCUAGCUUUUUACCAAAAUGAAAUUCAACCCGAAUCCGAAUAA
Molecule: messenger RNA, 558 nt
Organism: Entrophospora candida
Lineage: Eukaryota; Fungi; Glomeromycota; Glomeromycetes; Entrophosporales; Entrophosporaceae
Source: the annotation of a GenBank genome assembly